GGAGGGGGCGGGGCUGGGGGCGCUCUGAGGCGCGGGCGGCGCGCGCGGGUCGGUUAAACAGCGGCGGCGGCGGAGCCGAGUGCGUGUGUCGCUGCUCACCGCGCCGGGCCCGCUCCCGCCCCGCCCCGAUACAGCCCCGCGGCGCACACCCGACGGCAAUCAUGAGCGAUCGGAAGGCAGUGAUCAAAAAUGCGGACAUGUCAGAGGAGAUGCAGCAAGAUGCUGUGGAAUGUGCUACUCAGGCCUUGGAGAAAUACAACAUCGAGAAGGACAUCGCUGCUCACAUAAAGAAGGAGUUUGACAAGAAAUACAAUCCCACUUGGCACUGCAUCGUGGGAAGGAACUUUGGCAGCUACGUGACUCAUGAGACCAAGCACUUCAUCUACUUCUACCUCGGCCAAGUUGCUAUUCUUCUUUUCAAGUCUGGUUAGAACCACGGACUGUUACUGAAACUUGCAUCCAGUUACAGGACUCUCUGACUAGUUACUGCAGCCUUCCUGAGGACACAGGCCUUGAUCUUCAAGGGCAAUGGCAGGGAUUGUUAUAGCAGAUGAUGUUACAUUGUGGAUAUAAAAAGGAAAAGUACCAAAAAGUCUUCCUUGUAUUUAUUUUUUUUAGAAGGCUCCUCCUUUGCUAGUAGAGCUGUUGGAGCAGUUUUUCUUUUGAGAGUUCUAUAGCCAUCUACUGUAUUUCCCCAUUACUGCUAGUGCUAUGCAAGUACUGACAGUGUUUAGUUCUUUAUGUUCCAAGCCUCUCUUAUUUUACUUUUUAAAAAUAAUUUUUCCUCUCUUGUUUUGCUGGAUGUGCUGCCCCAAAGCCUGAACUGUUUCUUUUCCUGCUGUCUUUGGAGAAGCGCUUUGGAUAAUAAAAGACAAGAUCUCCAGCCA
Messenger RNA from Pseudopipra pipra, 887 nucleotides. Its product is annotated as dynein light chain 1, cytoplasmic-like. The record is from RefSeq and is a predicted model, not a curated record. Gene Ontology annotation, biological process: motile cilium assembly; intraciliary retrograde transport. Bases 162 to 431 code for a protein of 89 amino acids. Gene Ontology annotation, cellular component: cytoplasmic dynein complex. The transcript is spliced from 3 exons. Lineage: Eukaryota; Metazoa; Chordata; Aves; Passeriformes; Pipridae. Gene Ontology annotation, molecular function: dynein intermediate chain binding.